Glycine soja is the source of this 1164-nucleotide messenger RNA. RefSeq names its product Golgi apparatus membrane protein-like protein ECHIDNA. The record is from RefSeq and is a predicted model, not a curated record. Gene Ontology annotation, cellular component: Golgi membrane. Gene Ontology annotation, biological process: protein secretion; vesicle-mediated transport. Bases 159 to 803 code for a protein of 214 amino acids. The transcript is spliced from 5 exons. NCBI's taxonomy places the organism in Eukaryota, Viridiplantae, Streptophyta, Magnoliopsida, Fabales, Fabaceae.
CCUAAUUCUCCGUAGUCCAUACAAGGGAAGGGGUUAAUGCGAUUUUACUCACAAGUACUUGUGCUUUGGGAACAAAUUUUGGUCUGAAAAUCGUUGCUUUGCAGAGUAUAAGAUCUUGCUCCCACGUCUCUGAUUACUUGCAAGCUUCAUCUGCACUCAUGGAUCCCAACCAGCCUGUGGGUGAAAACUACGCCAAUCCCAGGACUUGCUUCUUUCAUGUCCUCUUCAAGGUUUUGUUUACCCAAUUGUGCUCUUUAGCAUAUCUUUUUAUGCAAGCCAUGUUCACUUUAUUAAGGCAUAUUUUGUUUUUUGUAUCCUCUCAGGCUGCAGCCUUGGCAUUUUACAUUCUCUCGGCCCUCUUUAUUGAUAACUUUGUCAUCAUUUUCGUGGUGACUGUCCUUCUUGCCGCCCUUGAUUUUUGGGUAGUCAAGAAUGUCAGUGGGCGAAUUUUAGUUGGAUUGAGGUGGUGGAAUGAAAUUAAUGAUCUGGGUGAGAGUGUUUGGAAAUUUGAAUGUCUUGACCACGAGUCAUUGGCUCGGAUGAACAAGAAGGACUCAUGGCUUUUCUGGUGGACCCUGUAUCUUACAGCGAUUCUGUGGAUUGUGCUGGCUAUAUUCUCACUCAUAAGGCUUCAAGCUGAUUAUCUCCUUGUUGUAGGAGUUUGUCUGACCCUUAGCAUUGCAAAUAUUGUUGGUUUUACCAAAUGCAAAAAAGAUGCCAAGAAGCAGAUUCAACAAUUUGCCUCUCAGACAAUUGCCUCUCGGUUCUCAUCUACCUUACAGUCAGCGUUCAGUGUUGUCUGAUCGUCAAAGAUGGAAAUGCAAGUUGAACCGUUCAUUAUUGAGAUGCGGUGGAAGUUUGUACAUGAUUAUUUCGGCCAGGAGCAUCGAAUUGGAUUGAUCAAACUUGCAUAGUUACUGAUAUAGCAAAUGCAAAAUUUUGUACUUUUUACAUGAAAUGGCUUGAAUGAGACUUUGAUGAUCAAAUUACAUAGUAAAACAGUUCUUUGUAGGUGUAAAUCAUGUUUUUUUCUUGUAUUCUUUUUGCAUCGAAGGAUUAAGAUUUAUAUUCUGUAUUGACUGCAAUAAAUCUUUAUGGCAUAUAAUCAGGAUAUUGACUCUUGGAAAUUGAAGGAUAAUUAUAAAUUACGAGGUUGCAUCAUCA